UUACUGACAAAUGGCUAACAGUAUGAGCGCUUUGCCGCAAUACUAAUUAGCGCUGUACAGACCUCGAACGGAGCUUCGUUUAUUCUUCACGAGAGGCGCCGCUGUCACCCACAUGUGUAUGCAGAAACAAUUUAAAAUUUUAAAAAGCCAUACCUAGAUCGCCAAUUAAUUGCUGCGAAAUUAGAGCAUAGAAAAGAGAAAAAAGUAACGGUAAUGCCGUCUAUAUGUACGUAUGUAAAUCUACAAUAACGGGGUUACAUUUUACAUCAAAGAUUUCAAGAAGAGUUUCGCCUGGUGUACUCUCUACGGUAGUGUACUCUCUAUUCAAAUUAAAAUAGUUGAUAAACGAGAAACGAUUCAAACAUGUUAAAUGUGAUGAAAACCUGUAUUAAGAAGCCUGCACAAAAACGCAGUGGAAAUCUACGUUUGAAGAAAUCAGAAAAUAAAAGGUCUACAUCAAAAACACUUCCAGUGUUUCAAUAUCCUGUGAGUAGUCCAGAAGAUCACAGAGUGUACGUUUGGGGUUUAGCAGAACAUGGGGCUCUUGGAAUACUGUCUCACACCUUACACAUAAAAGGUAUCCAUUAUCUGUCGAAGCCGAAACGAUUAGCUUUUGGGGAAAAACACAAUGUGACUAAUAUAGCUUGUGGUUACGGUUUCACUGCUUUUGCAGUAUCUUCCACAGAUAAGAAUAUUUUAUAUGGAAGUGGAAUAAACACAGACUCCCAACUAGGUUUCAAUGAAUUAGACCUAAAGUUUCCAAAUGAUUUAAUAAUCGAACCAAGGCCUAUUAUAUUACCACUUAAAGAAUCUUCGACUAAAGUUAUUGAUAUUGCUGCUGGUAGAGCACACUUGUUGGUAUUAACGAAUGAGGGCUUAUUCACAUUAGGAAAUAACGCGUACGGACAGUGUGGUAGACCCAUAAUAUUGAAAGAAGAAUACAAUAAAAGUAAAGUGGUUCAUCAUAUAUCCGAUAUUAAGGGUAAAAAGAUAAAAGCUGUUACAGCUGGUCAAGACCACAGCAUACUCUUGACAGAAUCUGGUGAAGUAUAUACUUUUGGCUGGGGUGCGGAUGGACAGACUGGCUUGGCACAUUACCAAAAUGAAUAUAGACCAACUUUGGUGAAAGGAGAUUUGGCUGGACAGCAUAUUAUAAAAAUUGCUUGUGUUGCAGAUUGUGUAUUAGCACUCAGCGACAAAGGAAAAGUAUUUGGCUGGGGUAACUCCGAGUAUGGACAAUUAUUUACUACCGGUGAGAAUCAACAAAUAAACAUUGCCACAGAAUUAAACGCAUUGGAACAUCUAGGUCAUAUUACUGACAUUGCAAGUGGUGGUUGUUUUUGUAUGGCUUUAAACAAUGUAGGGGAUGUUUAUGUAUGGGGAUAUGGUAUUCUUGGUUUUGGUCCUGAAGUUAAAAGUGCUUUACAACCAACGCAAAUUCCACCAAUUUUAUUUGGUAGAAAUGCAUAUGAAAAAGAUACGAAAGUAAUUAAAAUAUUUUGUGGUAUGAGUCAGCUUGCUGCCUUAACAAAUAUAGGUGAUUUGUAUAUGUGGGGUUGUAAUAAAUUUGGAUCACUAGGAUUGGGAUACAUUAAAGAUCAAUAUUUUCCAAUAAAGGUGACUGUCGGAGCUCAAGUAAAGCGAGUUGCAUGCGGCAUAGAUCAUACAGUAGCUCUCUGUAAACCUUUUAUUUAAUGCAUUUACAUUUUAUUUUGUAUGCAAGGUUAACACAUUAUUUGUAGAAAAACAAAAUAUACUUGUUCAGUCAAUAUGCUAUGGAAGAAUUGUGAAUAUAAGUUUUUCGUUAUAAA
Messenger RNA from Megalopta genalis, 1811 nucleotides. RefSeq names its product RCC1-like G exchanging factor-like protein. Gene Ontology annotation, molecular function: guanyl-nucleotide exchange factor activity; rRNA binding. Gene Ontology annotation, cellular component: mitochondrial inner membrane. Lineage: Eukaryota; Metazoa; Arthropoda; Insecta; Hymenoptera; Halictidae. Gene Ontology annotation, biological process: positive regulation of mitochondrial translation. The record is from RefSeq and is a predicted model, not a curated record.